GCAGCCACACGGUUCGUAUUUCCACAGGAGACUCACCGUCAGUCCCAGUCUAGCGUUUUGUCUGCAUAAACAAGCGGAUCCGGAUUCGAGCUUCCGAGCAGCAGAUUGUAAAUCAGAUCAGAUCCACAGAACCCGGUUUGUUCUUCACCCACGUCACGUCUCGAACAGCUCCCAGGAUACAAGUUGUUGACGGCAGCGGAGCCGCAGAAGCUGGAAGAUGGGUUCCGUUCCAGCCGUGUCGGUCCUGGUUCUGGGCAUUGUGGUUCCGGCGCUGGCCGGCUACAUAGAGGCACUAGCAGCCAAUGCUGGCACGGGGUUUGCAGUGGCUGAGCCUCAGGUGGCGAUGUUCUGUGGAAAACUCAACAUGCACGUCAACAUUCAGACCGGCCGCUGGGAACCUGAUCCAUCUGGAACUAAGAGCUGCAUAGGAACCAAAGAGGGGGUGCUGCAGUACUGCCAAGAGAUGUAUCCUGAGCUUCAAAUCACAAAUGUGGUGGAAGCCAACCAGCCCAUUCGGAUCGAGAACUGGUGCAAGAAGGAGAAGAAGGUGUGCAAAGGCCACGCCCAUAUCGUGGUGCCUUACAAAUGCCUAGUGGGCGAGUUUGUGAGUGAUGUGCUACUGGUUCCAGAGAAGUGCAAGUUCUUCCACAAGGAGCGUAUGGACAUGUGCAUCAGCCAUCAGCAGUGGCAUGGUGUGGCCAAAGAGGCCUGUGCAAAGAGCUCCAUGGUGCUGCACACAUACGGCAUGCUGCUGCCUUGCGGCAUUGACAAGUUCCGCGGCACUGAGUACGUUUGCUGCCCCUCCUCUCGCACCGGGGAGUCUGCCCCUCCCACCCUGCCCUCCCAGGAGGAUGACCAAGAGGAGGACAAGGAGGAUGAGGAGACCUAUGACCCUGACAUGGAGGACAUGAGUGAGACGCCUGCUGAGGAGCAGCCGACACACAAGGAGGAGCCGGAGCCAUUAGAUGAGGACAAAGGUGAGGAGGAGGACGAGGAGGAGUACCACUACGUCUACGAAGACGAGGACGCUGAUAAGGAGGACGACGAGGAGAAAAAAGAGAGCAGCAAGACGUCAGAGAACCAAGAUGAAGACAAGAUUCUGCAGGAAGUGAAAGCGGUGUGCACCCUGGAGGCUGAGACCGGCCCCUGCCGAGCCUCUAUGCCCCGCUGGCACUUCGACGUCAACCAGAGGAAGUGCGUGCGCUUCAUAUACGGGGGCUGUGCCGGCAACCGCAACAAUUUCGACUCUGAGGAGUACUGCAUGGCCGUGUGCAAGCGUCUGACCACGCCCCCCACUCCUCAGCCCACCGAUGAUGUGGACAUCUAUUUUGAGACACCAGCUGAUGACAAGGAACACAGUCGCUUCCAGAGGGCCAAGGAGCAGCUGGAGAUCAGGCAUCAUAACCGCAUGGAGAGGGUCAGAAAGGAGUGGGAAGAGGCUGAACGCCAGGCCAAGAACCUACCCAAGGCUGAGAGACAGACGCUAAUCCAGCAUUUCCAGGCCAUGGUGGAAUCCCUGGAGGAGGAGGCAGCCAGUGAGAAGCAGCAGCUGGUGGAGACUCAUCUUGCCCGCGUGGAGGCCAUGUUGAAUGACCGCCGACGUCUGGCCCUGGAAAACUACCUUGCUGCCCUGCAGGCCGACCCCCCCAGGCCUCAUCGCAUCCUGCAAGCCCUGAGGAGGUAUGUCCGUGCUGAGAACAAAGACCGCCAGCACACCAUCCGCCACUACCAGCAUGUGUUGGCUGUGGAUCCUGAGAAGGCUGCUCAGAUGAAGUCCCAGGUGAUGACGCACCUGCAUGUGAUUGAGGAGCGGAUGAAUCAGAGCCUGUCGCUGCUCUACAAAGUCCCAUAUGUUGCGGAGGAGAUCCAGGAUGAAAUUGACGAGCUCCUCCAGGAGCAGAAAGCAGACAUGGACCAGUUCCUGUCCUCCAUCUCCGAGUCCCAGCCGGAUGUCACCGUGUCAUCUGAGGAAAGUGUGGAAGUCCUCGCCUCCGAGAGCAAACCCUAUCAGCCCUUCCAGGUCACGUCUUUGGGAUCGCGUUCAGAGCCAGAAGGCGAUUUGUCAGAGUCCCCACGUGCCUUCAAGAAAGGCUCUGCCAUCUCGGGGUUGGACGGGCUGAUCGGCGCAGAGGAGCGAACCAUCAACAGCAAACCCAAGAUCAACGACAACAUGGUGAUUGAUGAGUCUCUGGAUGUUAAAGAAGUGGUUUACAGUGCAGAGAGAGUCAGCGUUAUGCAUGAUGAUGAGCUGGAGUCCUACCGGCCUCUGGGAGAGGACUUCAGCUUCGGUAGCAGUGCACUGAUUGGCUUACUGGUGAUCGCGGUGGCCAUAGCGACCGUGAUUGUGAUCAGCCUGGUGCUUCUGAGGAAGAGACAAUAUGGGACCAUCAGCCAUGGUAUUGUGGAGGUUGACCCCAUGCUAACCCCAGAGGAACGCCAUCUCAACAAGAUGCAGAACCACGGCUAUGAAAACCCCACCUACAAAUACCUGGAGCAGAUGCAGAUCUAACAGCAGCCAACAGGAGGCGCUGUGGAGUCUGAGCUAGGGGGAUCAUACUACUGACCAAUAACUUAAUGCUAUUUGUUUGCAUACAUCCAAACUCCAUUUAUUGUUUAGUUCCAAUCAAUCCUGAGGUAAUACUACUAUGUGUACUACUGCUAUGGUCGUACUAUAGAGCGCUUUUUGAUCACGUUUCCUUUGAAAGGGUCACACAUCUGCCACUUUGCAUUAAAGAAAAUGUGAUUCAACAGUUUCCUCUGUAAUUAUCAACAGACCUAUUUCAGAUUAAGAUGUAUAACUUUUUCCAGGUGUUUCCUUUAUUUUUUGGAAGUAAAAGUCAAAUUGAG
This is a messenger RNA of Thalassophryne amazonica, 2847 nucleotides long. RefSeq names its product amyloid beta (A4) precursor-like protein 2 (gene aplp2). Gene Ontology annotation, cellular component: membrane. The coding region runs from base 218 to 2509 and encodes 763 amino acids. NCBI's taxonomy places the organism in Eukaryota, Metazoa, Chordata, Actinopteri, Batrachoidiformes, Batrachoididae. Gene Ontology annotation, biological process: axonogenesis; central nervous system development. Gene Ontology annotation, molecular function: heparin binding; serine-type endopeptidase inhibitor activity; transition metal ion binding. The transcript has 18 exons. The record is from RefSeq and is a predicted model, not a curated record.